Spodoptera littoralis (African cotton leafworm) is the source of this 1446-nucleotide messenger RNA. The record is from the annotation of a GenBank genome assembly. NCBI's taxonomy places the organism in Eukaryota, Metazoa, Arthropoda, Insecta, Lepidoptera, Noctuidae.
AUGGAAAAGGGAAGAAGAGCUCAAUACUUCGUGGCAGCGGCUGUAUCCCUGGCUGCUGUUGUAGCUGGAGCCACACAAGCUUGGAGUACGCCGGUCAUACCGAAGUUCCACAACAAUGAAACUAAUAUCGCCAUUACAGACAAUGAGAUAUCAUGGGUGGCCGCCUUAGCGUCUCCUGGGUACAUGGCGGGCAGUAUGGCGACCAGGAUUGUCUCGGACAAGUUCGGAAGACGGUCAGCUGUUCUGGGCAGCGCCUUACCGAUACUCAUUGGAACUACAGUAAUUCUAACCACUGCGUCAGCGCGAUGUCUUUACGUGACGCGCUACCUAUGGGGCUUUGGUACUGGUAUGAUCGGAACAGUAUCAUCAAUGUACUUAGCCGAAAUAGCAGAUAAAGAAAUCAGAGGAAAAUUAACAGCAUCCAUCCGCUUUAUGUUAAGUUUUGGUAGCUUCAUCAUCAUGUCAAUUGGACCAUUCAUAUCCUACAACGCUAUAAGCUACAUAUUCCUAGGUCUACCUAUAUGUUACUUUGUUGCCUGUAGCUUUAUCCCAGAGACGCCAUAUUUCUACUUGAAAGAAGGAAAAGUGAAUGCAGCACGAGCUUCUCUAAAGAGAUUGAGUGGAGAUAGAGAUGAAAAGGCUAUAGAAGACCGGCUAUCAGCAAUGAGGUUGGACGUCAAAAAAGAAAUGCAUCGCUCUGGUUCUGCUAAAGAGAUGUUCACUGGGAAGAGGUACCGCAAGGCGCUGAUCAUUGCAACUGGGUUGAAAGUGACUCAAAUAAUGGCUGGACCGAUAGCCAUCCAACAAUACUUCGGCCGCAUCGUUCAAGAAAGCAAAACCAACGUGGACAUAUCCAUUGUGCUGAUAACAUUCGGAGCAGUUAAAUUUAUUGUCGGAAUAAUAUCAUCAGUGAUAGUGGACAAGGUUGGGCGUCGUCCUUUACUCAUCUACUCUUACUUAGGCUCUAGCAUAGCCCUGAGUGUUGUUGGAGCGUACUUCUUGAUACAACCCACCAGCUCUCCAUAUUACACCUAUAUUCCGUUCAUAGGCAUCAUUCUUUCUAGCGUAGUGUCCAUUCUAGGCUAUGAGCCAAUGAACUUCGUCGUCUCCGCAGAAAUAUUCCCUCUUAACGUUAAAUCAGUAGCAAUGACCUUCUUGAACAUUCUGGGAGGUCUGCUGAACUUCUUAUGUGUAAAAGGCUAUCAACCGAUGAAGAACGUAGCGGGACUUACAGGAGUAUUCUGGUUUUACGCCACCUUCGCAUUCAUAGGUUGCGUAUUCUCAUUUUUAAUGGUCCCAGAAACAAAUGGUAAGAGUUUGAGAGAGAUCCAGAUUCAGUUGCAAGGACAUUUGUAUGACGAAACUUACGACGAAAACUCUCAUAAUGUUAUUGAUAAUGAAGCUGAGGGUACAGAACUUAAAAAGUUGAAGCAAGAUGAUACAUGA